Molecule: messenger RNA, 8763 nt
Organism: Penaeus vannamei (Pacific white shrimp)
Lineage: Eukaryota; Metazoa; Arthropoda; Malacostraca; Decapoda; Penaeidae
Product: protein abrupt
Biological process (GO): regulation of transcription by RNA polymerase II
Cellular component (GO): nucleus
Molecular function (GO): protein binding
Source: RefSeq, a predicted model, not a curated record
ACAAUCCCAGGCGGGGAAGGAGGUGUCGGGCGUCGCGACUCUCCUGCGGGAUUCCCUCGUGAUUGCGGGCUCCUGGCGAGGCCCUUUGGCACCUGCAGGAGGCGAGGGCGAGGGCGUGGAUGGGCUCUUUCGCUGAGGUGGCCAGAAGCGCCAGAAGGAUGGGGGAGCCACGGAGGUGUUGGCUGCGGUGGCACAACUACAGUGAUUCGGUGACGUCGGCAUUGGAGUCUCUUCGGUAUGAUGAGGACUUCUUGGAUGUAACAGUGGCGUGUGAGGGACGUACGAUACGAGCCCACAAAUUAGUGCUCUCUGCCUGUAGUGCUUACUUCAGAAAGGUGCUAAAGGACCAUCCAUGUGACCACCCCAUAAUUAUUUUGGAUGGUUUAGGAUGGAGAGAGGUUGUGGCCUUAUUACAUUUCAUGUAUUGUGGAGAAGUUGUCGUGGAGGAAGAAGAGUUACCAAACCUUUUGAGUGCUGCGUCCAACUUAAGUGUGACUGGAUUAACUCAUGUUACCAUGGCAUUAGCAAGUACACAGGCAACUGGUGAAGAAGACACAGAUGAAGACUAUGAAGAUGAUGAGGAAGAAGAAGAGGAAGAGGAGAAAGCAACAAAGUUACCAGAAAGCACCCAUGUAUCAAAGAAGGAGGAGGCAGAGAGUGAAAAAGAUUCCUCAUACGAAAGCGAUGCACCGCCUGCCUCUAAGAGGCAACGCAGAGACUCCAGCAGUACUCAGGAGACAAGUUGCACUAACAAGGAGCCCUUGGACGAAUCACAGACGAGUAGAAGAAAUUCAGUUUCUUCUAAAAAAGACAACUCAAGUCCCCCCCCGGUAGUGACCAAUGGCUUGACUCCCACCACGCAAGCAGGCCAAGCAGCCACACCUGUCCCCAGCAACCCUGCCACUGAUGUCAGAGAAGAGAAAGAAGAGGACAAGGAAAGUACUAAAGUCUCUAAGGAGAAAAAGACAGUCAGCAAAGACAAAACAAAAGGGAAGCUGGUUAAUGGGAACAACCAUAUCAAAGAAGAAAUGGAGGAAUACUUGGAGGAUGACUUCGAGGGAAGCAGACCUGAAAAUGGUGAUUCAGAUUACGUAAAGAAUUUGUCCGAUCCUGAAAAGUCAUCUGGCGGCUCAGUCACAGAUAGCAUAGCAGAGAGUGCAGCGGCACCAGUAACGCCUCCUUUAAGUGGUGGUGUUAAUUAUACUGCAUUGUUAACCAGGGGAAUCUUGCCGUCUGUUACAAACAUGAAGACAGACACGAUCCUCAUCUCCCCCUUUGCACUAAGUGACAAAAUAGUGCAGAAGGUCCUCCUCCCCGCACAGCCAUCCACUGGAGCUUCCCCCUCUUGCACAUCACCCAGCUCAAGCACAACGUCUGUCACAACUCCUACUGCAACACUCAGCACAAACAGUCAGACGGACACCUCUCCAAGCCAGCCCUACAUUCAACCACCCUUGGUCUCUGUGCAAGAGGUCCAAGCUACACUAGAACAAUACCAACGGAAGCUUGCCUUUCAUGAGCCAAGACCAUGCCCGACGUGCAAAAGGAUGUACCGAGAUGCUGCCACCUUGCGGACACACAUGGCCAUCAUGCAUGCUGAAGGCAGAGAACCUUUCUCAUGCACAUGUGGGGCAUUGUUUCGUACAAAAUAUGACAUGUACCAACACAAGAAGAAUGGUCAUCGAUAAGCUUGACAAGUGAACUUCAAGGCCAAAGAACAAGCUGCGAUGUAGAGCAAGGAAAACCUGGAGAUAGGCAGGUAGUUGUGUCACCAUUACAACUGCUAUAUAUGUGGCAAAAUGAUAAACCAUGCCAAAGAUAAGGAAUAUGGUAGUUGUGUACCAAACUGGGAUUGUCUGGUGUAGGAAUGCAUUUCAGAAAAUAUUGGAACUGAAUAGUAGAGAUGUAUAAUGCCUCCCUAAUGAUCUGGCAUUGGUAUGGAUUGAUAUUUGGUUCUUUUAGAAAAGUUAUUACAAUGCCAUUUUUUUUCAUUUGUACAUUUAUCUUUAUCAUUAUAAUGAGUUAUUAUUAUUACUAUUAUUGUGAUUAUUAUUAUUAUUAUCAUUAUUAUUAUUAUUAUUAUUAUUAUUAUUAUUAUUAACAAAUUUCACUUCUAGAAGUGAUUAAAUGAACUAUUAUUUGACUUCAAAGGCUUCUUAUGUUUUUAUCAUCUGAAACUCAGUCAGAAGCAAUGGGUGAUGGCAUGUCUCUCUACCUAAUUAUCUUGGUGUUCCAGAUUCCUUUUGCUGUAAUGCUCGAGUCGCAUUUAGGCUAUGUCUUGACACAAGAUUAGAUCUCUUGCUCAAGUUACCCAAACCAAGUGUGCCCUCUGAUCUGCCACAUUGGCAGCGUCAGAUACUCCUUUAACCGUUGAACCAAGUAUUGCCUUUUGCAGUGUUGGUAGCUUUUGAAACUUCAUGUACUCCCACUCUCGUCUGUUGUGGCAGUUUGAAGUCAUCUGCUAGCGUUGGAUAGUAGUUAUGACAACUUUUUGUGACUAACUCUGGUGCUCUUGUCAUUUUCCCAGUGUGUAAGCUUUCUUAGCAGGACUUGUGCUCCUUAUCAUGUGGGGUGAUAAGUUUUUCCAAGUGUCUUAAGGUAUGUGUGAGUAUGAUGAAAAUGGAAUGUUUUGUUGCACAAAUAUGCUUGAUUGUCCUCAAGCUUGGAGGAAUACUUUGCUUUAAUGAAAUAUGAAGACAGAUGGUUGAUGUAAAUAUUUUUUUAUUGAUGUACUUGUAUUUAAGAAAACAAACCACUCUAGAAAGAAAGCAUUGAAAUGGAGGUAUUACCAUUUCUGCUUUUUGCAGAAUCUUUUCACACAGCCUUUUGAAGCAGGCAGUUGUAUCUGCAAGCCUUAGAAAGAGCUUUUAUACUAACCUAUUUAUGGUAUUUAUUUUUGUUUCAUUAUUUCUUGUUUACACUUUGAAAUUUGAAAUUGUUAAUCAUUAACAAAGAUUUGGGUAAACCACGAAAAUGAUCUCAGUCUAGAGACGAGAAAGGCAAUCAUGAAAUAUGUCUUACAAGUAUUUUUGAUACUUGAGCAGAGUGUGUAUGUUUGAGGGUUAUUGUGAUUUAGUGAAACAAAAGGCAUGCAGGUGGUGGCAGAAUACUGUUUUUGCCCACAAUGUGAUGUUAUAUAACACCUUUAUGUACACAUGAAGAUAGCAUGUGGUCCAAAGGGAGCAACUUAUAUUUGUUUAUGCCAGUUUGAUCAUUGUUACCAAACAAACCACCUAGAGGUUUAGGUGAUUAAUCUUCCAACCAUCUGGAAGAAGGUUGUGUUUUUGUUAUAUAAAAUUAGGUUGAGGGAAAGUUACCACCAACUAGAUUUAGUGUUGCACAUUUUCUUUAAACACUUACGUUGUUACCAAUUAGUGGUAUUGAGUAGAUACGUCUAUAUUUCUACUUAGUCUUUAUUUUUUUUAUUCGAUUGAAUGGAACCAGUGAUAGUACAUUUCCACUUGAAAAACCAAAUAUGUAGCCAAAUUCUGAAUACAGUGUAGUGAUGGAAAAUUGUCAAAUUUACAGAGAUAUUCUGUAUUUGUCCAUUUAAUGUUAUUGAAUAUUGUACCAGUGAAAAGCAUCAUAAAGAUAGGUCAUGGUUGUAUGGCCAGGUUUUUACCCAGUGGUUAUGUGCCCAAGCAUUUACCAGUAGUUCUUCACCUAGGCAGUUUCCAAAUUUGUUUAUAUCUGUAUACCUUAAGCAUGUCAUGUUUUAUCAGUAAUUUUUGUACAAGACUCAUUCAUUUGUAUCGUGUUCAAACAACUGCAAAUUAACCAGUGAUUACUUGCCUUGUCUUGAAAGAGUUUAAGAUUGAUCUAGAUAGGAUAGAUUGAGAAAAGAAUCUACUUUUAGAAGUUUGUAAUAAGAUAUUUUAUAAGGUUUUUAUACAUAAAAUGUAAGAGCCUAGGUGUUGAGGUAUUGUUGUUCGCUUAGGUACUUAAAGUUGUAAGUAACUGACUUUAUACUUGGUGUUGUGUGAUUCAGCAACCAAUAACAAAUACUCUGGCAAAUGUUUAGAAAAUUAUACAUAAAGAUAUAAUCUUUGUACUGUGUUCUAUGAAGAUUAUUAUUUUGGUAUUUUUAUGCUCAAAAUUUAUCCGUGUUUUUUAUAUAGUUGAUGUUGAAUGGAUGAGUCGAUAGUUGUAUUCUACCAGAAUGUUUUUUUUAUUUGAUGUUGUUUUUAUACUUAGUUAUUUGUUAUAAGUUUUUUUCCCCUGAUCAAACAAAAAUAGUGAAAAAAAAAAUUUGUUUGCAGUAAGCACAUGGGAUUCAUACUUGGCAUUAAACUACCGUUUCUUGUGAUCUGUAUGUUACCAAUAGUUUUAAUGAGGAAACAAAGGUGGUACUAUUUCAAUGAAGCCAAGUGGCAGAUGGAACUCGUUUUGCCUUUGUAAAGGCCAGACUUUUAGUAGAUGAAUUUAGGUUUUGAAAACAACCCAGUGAUUUUGAAUCAAAGUCUUAACCUGUAGUUCACAUAGAAAUGCAAUUGCUAUUAAUGCUCUGAAAUUCAUUUAACAUAAAAGAAUUGCUGUAGAUAGGACUAAUUGCCUUUUGAACAUGAUUUUUGUGUUUUUACAUAUCAGUACAGAGCUGGUAAAAUCAUGCAAACCAAAUUUUACUUUGCAGAUGAAUAUGCACAACUAAUACUUAUAUGUAAUGAUAUAUCCUUGACUGCAAUAUGAUGAAAAUUAUAGAUGAACUCAAAUAAUGUAUGUUUGUGUACAUGGUUACACUACACUCAUCACAUUACACUAUCACACCCCACAUCCCUCACACCAUACCAUACCACCUUAAACUAUAUGCACCAUAUCACAACAGUGUACACUUCACACUGUAAAUCAUACCAUUGAACACCAUGCACUGUGCUGCUUCAUACCAAACACCAUGCCAUAUCACAAUGCACACCAUACUAUCCACAUUCCCCACACCAUAAAAUUUCACAUUCCACACACUAUACCCCUUCACACAUAGGCCAUGCACAUAUACAAGGAUACAUUUACCUAUCCAUUAACAAAUAUAUUAUGAUUAUACCUGCUGUGGAAACUUUACAGUUAUUUAGUUAGCAAAUGUGUUGGACAUUUAAAGAUUUUUUCGUGUUUUGCAGAACAAACUACUGUGCUGUGGUAUUACAGUGGCCCAGUACCUCUGUAUUUGUAAAUUAGCUAAUGUGUUUAUUUUGUUACAGGAUUCGUUUUAGGAAAUGUUGUCGAUAUUUUCUGGAUAAUUUUGGUACUCACUGCAUUUGAGAAUGUCUUGGAUCUUAUAAUUCAUUGUAUAAUUUUUAUUAUAUAUGGAGAUAUUAAAGCAAGAAGAUGGAAGGAUAAAAAAGGCUGGUAUACAAGAACUUUUACCAGCACUACAUUUGCAUUCCAUUGUCAGUUCGGUAAAGUACAUUUUGAAGCACAAAACUUUUUGCUGUGGAACUUUCAGGUAAGAUUUUGUUUCAAAAUGAUGGGAAUUACUAGGAAAUUAUGUAAAGUUUAUUGAAAUGUUCCUUAUUUUGUUUAAUUUUCAGUUAUUUAAUAACAGCAGUGACUUCCACAUAUAAAUGUGUUGAUAUAUAGAAAUAACAGAGCACAGUAUGGUUACCAAAAGGAAUAUUACUGCAACUGUUUAGGUGCUAGAAAUUGAAGUUUCACACAGUAACUUAACUAUGCUAAAUACAAGUUAAGUAAUGUAGUACAGUGUUAAUGCCUUUUGAUUUGCUGUGAAAACAGGAAAUGGUCUUGGAUUGUUCAGAAAUAUGUUUAGUUAUCACACAAAUACCAGUGUUUUGAUGGUGAAAGUUGCUGGUGAUUUGAUUGUCAGUUGAAGUAAAUAAGUGAUAAGUUUAUACUUUUGUAAGCAUAUUGUAUGUAUUUGUAUUUAAGCACCUCAUAGUUAGUUUUUGUAUUAUUGCAAUGCACAAACUCAGUAAUCUUUUCUGAUUUAUUGCUCCAGAUAACCAAUUUGGUUUCUCUUAGCUCUGUAAGUUGUUUUAUAGGCAUUUAAUAGCAGUAGGAAACUGUAUAUUUGAUAGAUUUAGCUUUCCUUGUAUGGUGUAAAUCUUGUGGUACAGUUACCAUUUGGCUGCCUCUAUAUUUACCUAAGAUAAAUUUAGAUAUUCUGUUGGCUGAGUGAAUAAUGCAACUCUUAGUCAGCCUCUCCCUCUUUACUUUCCCCAGCGUCAGUUGUCUUUCCCCCAGCACCAAGUGUUCUCCUCGUUACCACAUCGGGUUUUAGUUUUCUGAGCUCCUUGAUCUUUUCUUGUAUGAGAAUUAUGACUUGCUAGUUGGUUGCUUAGCUUUUUCUAUCCUUUUCUUUUCUGCUUUACUUUAUUUCUCCCUCUUCAUGAUGCUUCUCCUUUUAUACUUUUUCACAACACCUUAUAAUUUUAUUCACAACUCUUUGUAUGUAUGUUUGUGUGUGUGUGCAUGUGUGUUUACAGUCUAAAUGUGGAGAAUUAGGAAUGUCAAAAAGGAGACAGGAAGGAAAAUCAUUCAGUAAUGAAUAUUUACCAACUGCAAACAAAUGUGAAAGCAGCUUCUUUAUUGGUUGUUUGGGGGAAUUUCAGUAAGGGAAGGCAAGAUGAAUUCUCUAGGUCAGUUCAGUUCAGUAUCAUGGAGAGUAUCUUCAUCGCAAGUUUUGCAUUAGGUUGCUCGGCAAUGUUACUCCUGAGGUUAGUCGUAUUCACUGAUGAUGUGCCUUACCUGAUAUACAUUGUGCUCACAGUGGACAAGCGUUGGUUUUGGAUUAUUUAAGAGGAGUGAUAACUGUGAAUAAUGCUGUGACAAAGGGGUUGACAUGUAAAUUUUAGAAGUUUGUUUCUUCCAAGAUACUUCUCCCUCCUCCAUUUUUUAGCAACCAUGACAGGGUGACCAUAUGGUAUGGUGAUGAAUCUUGUUUGAUGUCCAUGUUGCUAUGCACAAGGACUUUUCUGGAGUGGAAAGCUUCCCAGGUAGUUUUACUUUAGUGUUGGCAAGCUUUUGCUUGGACCAAUUGUUUUCACUCAGUCAUGGUCAGUCUUUUUGUUCUUGCAUGAAUCUCAUUCUAAAUAUUUGGUUGCCAAGAAGUCUGUUUGCUACACUUUUGUUAUCCAAAUGUUACAAUUUAGGCUACAUCAAGAAUAUUUUCUUACAGCCCAUGGAAAAAAUGUUUAACAAUUCACAGUAAACUUUUUUUUUUUUUUUUUUUUAUGCUGGGAAAGAAGGGUCUAGUUGCAAAAUGUACAAGUUAUAAACAAGGUAUAUCUGUAUAUCAAAAGAAGUUACCACACUGGAGUUGCUUUAGAUAGUAAACGUUCAGUCUAGGGAAGGGAAGGGGUUCUUUGUGUGUCAAUUGUUGACUUAGUUGGGCUUUACCUGAGAAAGGGCAUGGUUUGUUUAUUAGAGCACUUAACCUGUGUUCCAGUCAUGAAACUGAUGAUUUACAAGUAUUUUGUAUAGCCAGUCAUUGGUUUCAGAUCCCAAGCAUUGAGUUGAGAACCCUAAAAGCAAAUAUUAAUUUAUAGCACCCCUCAUGCCCAGGAAAUGCCCAAAUAUUCCUAUAUAGCACUCGUGAUACCUAGGAAACACAUCACCAGAUACUGGUAGUGCUUUAAUCUUCCUAAAAUGAGAGAUGUUGUCCAGAGGAUAGCUAGUGCUUAGUCAGUGCAAUAAACUUUUGUAUAUCCCAGAUUAAUUUUUUAAAGACUAAUAUACAGUGGAAGUUUUAUACUAAAUGUUGAAUGCAGCCACAGUCCAAAAUAUGUUUUCUUAACUGGUCUUUGUAAGAGUUUGUUAUGAGGGAUAUGUAUAUUUCUUUUUUGUGCCCAUGAUGACAAUUUAUAACUGUGAAUUAAAGAGGAAGAGUUUUACGAUCAUAAAAUCUCUGUAGUCCUGUGAACCAUAUUACAAAGAUAUCUCCUUAUCUUUUUUUGUGUGUGGUACAGAGAAUAAGGAAAUUAUUAUUUUAGGUAUUGCCCAGUGACUAAAUGUUUAAAAGUUUCUCCUUUUUUGGGGGAGUGGGGUAUUUCAAAGCACAGAAUUGUGGACUGUGCAAUUUCCACAUAACAUCAGUUUAAAUUGAAUGUUGAAUUUGAUGGACAUUUCUGUUGUAUGUAUCAUAUGCAGUCAACUAAUGUUAUGUUGACUGAUUUAUUGGCAGUGCAUUGAAACCCUGAAUUUGUAUAUGCAAAAGGAAAUGGUAUUGUACUGAAUUAGUCAUGUCUUCCUGUUAAUAGCACUUUGGGAUAAAAGUGCUGUGGUGAUUUUAAAUGUCCUAUAGUGGGCAGCUGAUGUGCAAACCUGCUCAGGUCGGAUUCAACUAAGUCAGCAUUUAGAAGUAAAACUGGAGGCCAAGCUUGUCCUGUUACAAAGAAGAAAACAAGAAAAGCAACAUUGAAAUUAUGCUCCAUCUUACUUUGCUUGUAUGCUGGUGUGUAUGCUAACAUUUUCCUAAAAUUCUACCAAUUCAGUGCAUUGUGCAUGUGAUAAUUAGCUCAAAUCACCAAAGUUGCCUUUCCUUGUCAGGGGUUUUAACUGUAAUUUGUAAUAUUUCAUAUCUUGGUGCAAAACAAAACAAAACAAAAAAAAAUUAAGAAGGAUUUUUUUUUUUAUCUAAGUGGAAACAAAAGUUGUUCUCAUUGCAUUAUGUGAACUUUGUAGUAACUUGUUUUUGAAGUUGUCAGUAUUUUUCUUAGCAUUUUAUAUAUUGAACCUUUGGAACUGUUUUAUACAAUGAACCACAAAAUGACAAUUUGUUAAUUGUUUAGAAACUCAAUAAAGAGAUCUUUUGUUUAA